Salmo salar (Atlantic salmon) is the source of this 3088-nucleotide messenger RNA. It is a transcript of the gene tmem47, whose product is annotated as transmembrane protein 47. Gene Ontology annotation, cellular component: cell-cell junction; membrane. The record is from RefSeq and is a predicted model, not a curated record. NCBI's taxonomy places the organism in Eukaryota, Metazoa, Chordata, Actinopteri, Salmoniformes, Salmonidae. Gene Ontology annotation, biological process: cell-cell adhesion.
AGAACUUAGGCACUAGGACCCUGCAGGUGCCUCUCUGUGAUAUUUCAGCAAUGUUCAGUGCGGUCGGACGACUUGCAUCAGCAGUAGUGAUACGGUACCUGCAGCAGCGUCCCUGACGCGCAGAGGCUGCCCACCCUCCACUCACAGCAGGGGAGAAUUACGAAAUUAUUGGUUUGAGACCCAACCGCCAGCCCACGGUCCUCGGAGAAAGAUACUUUUGUUUACCAUCCCAUGGCUUCAUCCGUCAGUGGAACGGAGGAGGUGCGCGUGUCGGCGUUGACACCGCUGAAGUUGGUGGGCUUGGUGUGUGUCUUCCUUGCGCUAUGCCUGGAUGUCGGAGCCGUGUUGAGCCCCGCGUGGGUAACGGCGUAUAACCAGUACUACCUGUCUCUGUGGGAGUCCUGCUGGAAGCCUGUCAACUCGGACACAUGGCAGUGCAACACAACGCUCGAGACUGACUGGCAGAUUGCCACGUUGGCCCUGUUGCUGGGUGGUGCUGCCCUCAUCCUGUUCUCCUUCCUGGUGGCUCUGGUGUCAGUGUGUGUCGGCUCCAGGAGCCGCUGCUACAGACCUGUCGCUGUCCUGCUGUCCGCUGCAGUGGUGCUUCAGGUCUGCAGUCUGGUCCUCUACACCAUUAAGUUCAUUGAGACGGUCAGCUUGAGGAUAAACCACGAGUUUAACUGGGGCUAUGGCCUGGCCUGGGGGGCCACCAUCUUCUCUUUCGGAGGGGCCAUUCUCUAUUGCCUCAACCCCAAGAACUAUGAAGACUACUACUAAACCCUGCAAGAGGAGAAGAGAGCCCUCUACACAACUUCAUGUCCCCCCCCCCCAACCUCACUGUGAUAGCAGGCUAUGCUCUGAACUUAGUCUGGUUUAUAUAACUGUUAGAGAAAAUGAAUAAACAACAGUAGUGUCUAUAGGCUCCAUUCAGACCAUCAUACAAUUGUACUGUACCAGAUGGUUGGCUCACAGGCUUAAAGGGACACUCUUACUCACAUUAUGAUGUUGUGUUCUCCAAGGGAAUCUCAGCCUGUGUUGUGACUGAUGUCUGCUAUAGGCUAAGUGGUAAGGCUGAAGAGCCAAUCAGACAGUUCAAUGGAAUCCUAAUGUCCAAUCAGAUACAUCAGUGAAACCAUGUCAGGUCCCCUUUAUGAUAGGAACUUCAGCAGGAGUUGGCAGGCACAAUGCUGUCAGUAAUGACCAAUCAAAGAAGGGACCGGUGAGAGUGAUGGACAUAGACCAAUCAGAGAGCAGAAGGAUAGUCCAGGUGGACAGAUUGAUCUUGAAGAGGAAAGCUGUAGAAUACGAGACUCACCUAAGGAAAGGAAUCAAGGAUGCAUACCUUCACCCCACUAACAUUAUGAACAAAAAUACAAACGCAACAAUUUCAAGGAUUUUACUGAGUUACAGUUCAUAUAAGGAAAUCUGUAAACUUUAAUUAAUGAAUUAGGCUCUAAUCUAUGGAUUUCAUUUGACGCCAGGGGAGCAGCCAUGCGUGGGCUGGGAGGGCAUAGGCCCAUCCACUUGGGAGGCAGGCCCACCCACUGUGGUGCCAGGCCCAGCCAAUCUGAAUUAGUUGGCCUUUUAAAGUCCCCCAGCACAAGGUGCACCUGUGUAAUGAUCAUGCCGUUUAUUCAGCUUCUUGAUAUGCCACACCUGUCAGGUGUAUCUUGGCAAAGGAGAAAUGCUCACAAACAGGGAUGUAAACAUUUGUGCACAAAAUUGGAGAGAGAUAAGCUUUUUGUGUGUAGGAAACAUUUCUGGGAUCUUUUAUUUCAGCUCAUGAAACAUGGGACAAGCACUUUACAUGUUACGUUUAUAUUUUUGUUCAGUAUAUUUGUGAUUACCUUUGUCUUUCAUCUGUGGUAAUCUAAAAGAGGACUGGAUAGGUUCAGGCAGGCAACAUAGAGGAGUUUAACUAGUGGUUUUCUUUCACAUAUCGGCUUCCCUGUGGCUCAAUUGGUAGAGCAUGGUGGUUGCAACGCCAGCAUGGUGUGUGCAAUGCCAGGGUUGUGGGUUCGAUUCCCACGGGGGGCCAGUACAAAAAAUAUAUAUAAUAAUAAUAAAUGCAUGCAUUCACUACUGUAAGUCCCUCUGGAUGAGAGCGUCUGCUAAAUGACUAAAAUGUAAAUGUAAAUAUCCUGCUCCUCUAGAUCAAUUCAUAUGAAGGGGAGAUGACAAGGAGAGGAAGCCACUAUAGACUAUUGGUACGCGCCCCAAUGCCACAAACAAGAGAUGGUAUAAUUGGUUAGGCCAGAGGUCACGACACAUUCUAGGCAAAGUAUUACUGGUUAAACAUUAGCUCAGGCUACACACACCCAUUAAGUAGCAGUUAGGCAUAAUCCAAGACUGUGCGGCCUAACCCCAGCUGUGCCGGCUUCAGAUAACAGCAGUUGAUAUAACUAUGUACAGUAGUUUGAGUUGGUUUUGUGAGUUUAAUACAGUGUAGUAGAUAAGGUGUGUGGAGGCUGCUGAGGGGAGGACGGCUCAUAAUGGCUGGAACGGCGUCAAACCAUGUGUUUGAUACCAUUCUGCUCCUGCCGUUACCCCGAGCCCGUCCUCCCCAAUUAAGGUGCCACCAACCACCUGUGCACUCACAUACUUCCCAUGUGAUGCCUCUUGGUCCACACUAGCUGUCUCCCAAAUGGCACCCUAUUCCCUAUAUAGUUCACUACUGACAAGGGGCCCUGGUCAAAAGUAGUGCACUAUGUGGGGAAUAGGGUGCCAUUUGGGACAAAGUAGAGCUUAUGUACAAAGGCCUCUUAAUACUGCACUAUUAUAGAAAAUGUUUUGAAUGUACUCUCAUCCAUAACUUAAAAUUAAAGUUAGUCUUUACAUUAAAAACAAUACAUGCAAAUGAAGAUAGAGUAUGAACUCUUUAGGUAGAAAUGUGGGAGUGUAAAGGAGUAGCGAGGUAUGUGUGCUGAGAGUGACUCUACAUCUGCAUUGCCUGCUGUUUGGGGUUUAGGCUGGGUUUCUGUGACAUCAGCUGAUGGAAGAAGGGCUUGAUAAAUAAAGUUGAUUGCUGAUGUGUGUCUGAUGCCUACCGCUUUGUUUGCUAAUACAAUAAAACUGGUCAUGAAAAAGA